Molecule: messenger RNA, 1954 nt
Organism: Drosophila pseudoobscura
Lineage: Eukaryota; Metazoa; Arthropoda; Insecta; Diptera; Drosophilidae
Exons: 3
Coding region: 627-1844 (405 amino acids)
Source: RefSeq, a predicted model, not a curated record
GUCAUAUCUCCGACGACAUAUCUCCGCCCAGUACAUUUUGCCGGCGGAAUUAUGUCGCUUUUUUUCUGGCGGACUUAUGUCGUUUGAAAGCGUCAUAUCUCCGCUCGGAGAUAUGACGUUUUGAAACGACAUAUCUCCGCCGUGUUACAAACGACAUAUCUCCGCGCGGAGAUAUGACGUUUUGAAACGACAUAUCUCCGCCGUGUCACAAACGACAUAUCUCCGCGCGGAGCUAUGACGCUUAGAAGCGACAUAUCUCCGCGCAGCGAUUUUGAGCAAAUUAUGCCGAUACACCAUCAAAAAAUACAAAAAAAAACAAAAAAAAGAAAACAAAAGGAACAAAUAAAUUUGCAGUGGCUACACAGCGCCCAACGACAUGUUCUGACUGAUUUUCUGUCCCUCUCGCACAUACUCUUUAUCUUUAGCUGGUUACCUAACUGUAAAUGCACCGUAAAAAAUAUUGUCUUAAUUGAGCAAAUAUAGCUACUGCAUAAUUUAUGAACAGCGUUUUUAUUAGGAAGUUAAUUUCAUUAAACAAAAAUUGUUAAAGAAUGCCGUGUUGUAUUUAAUGUAAUAUAAACGUAUUAUUUAAUAUGUAAUAUGUAGAUAAUUUAUUGUUUUUAAACAUGUGCAUAGAAUAUAAUGUUAUAGAAUAUUUUUUUCUGUGCAAUAGGCAAAGCGUGCGAGGCGCGCGCCAAAAAUAUGCCGCAUUAUUCUGCUGCAUUCAUUCCGAUUCGGUUGCUCAGACAGUAAGAAUGGACUACGAAAAUAUUAAAUUUGAAUUCAGAGAAGGAAGCCGAGCGGGCUGCUCGUUAAUGUUGUUUUCAUUAUUCGAGCAACAAAUUUAUGUAAAAAACAAACAAUUAAAACUAGGCGAAACCACAUAUGUGUGCCGAGUUAAAUUCUGUAAAGCCAGAGUUUAUUUAAGUUCAGACAAAUCUAGAGUUUACUCAAAUCCUGAAUAUGUUGUGCAUAGCCAUGGCCCUCAGAGUGAUGAAAUGAAAAAAAUCAGUGCUCUUAGUGAAAUAAAACUGAAGUGCGAAAAUAAUAGCAAUUUCGACACCAAAAAAGUAUUCAAUGAUGUUCUUGCUGAGAAAACAAGAGGUGAAGCGGAGAUUGAAAUAAAUUAUGACUCUGUCAAACGCACUUUGCAAAGAAAAAGACAGCCUUUCUUGCCAAAGUCUCCAUCUUCUGCAGAGAAUGUUCUGGAAGCUUUUCAAGACGAAAAUAUUAUGAACCGUUUUGGAAUAACCAAGGGAAAUACUGCAAAUCAGUUCUAUAAAAAAGUGUACGCAUCGAGCUCGUUUGCUUAUUGCAUAUUUUCAUCAGACAAGGUAAUCACCUUGAUGCAAGCCAACAUUCCGGAGCAUAAUAGGCAUUAUUUAAUUGAUGAUCGCUCAAAAAAAAUAAUGGACGCAAUGGAUCUUUUUGAAAGAGGUGAAAUUGAUAUACAGGGAUUUCUGACAUGCACUGUUUCCUUAGCUGACCGCUUUUCAAAGCAGGACUUCUUUGAAGGUGUGGACAAUGAAAGCAAUUUAACUGGAAUGUCUUCUGAUAUGAAAUCUUCCACAUCGUCACUUUCAUCGAAUGCUUCUCAUUCAAGUCAGUCAUCUGAUAAGUCAUUGGUUCAAAUAAAUCCAUGCAAUGUGUGCCUAUGUAACCCAAAGUCUGUGUUGUUGCGCCCGUGCAAUCACGUAAACAUUUGUGGUACAUGUUGGGAUCAAAUUGUGGCCCACAACCAAGCAAAAAACGACUUGGAAGAAAAUGAAAAUAUAAAGCCAAAAUGUCCAAGUUGCAACCAAGAAGUCGAAGAGGCCAUACGCAAUGUUUUUAUUUAUAAUUAACUUGUGUAAGUUAAGAACGAAAAAAUUUAAGAAAACUGCUAUUAUGAUUUCUGUGUAUUUGGACUAUUGCACAUUUUUUAAUUUCAAUAAAAUUAUGUUAUAAAAGGAAA